Molecule: messenger RNA, 828 nt
Organism: Iphiclides podalirius (scarce swallowtail)
Lineage: Eukaryota; Metazoa; Arthropoda; Insecta; Lepidoptera; Papilionidae
Source: the annotation of a GenBank genome assembly
AUGCUGCGAUACUGGCUUUGUUUCGCCAGCGCGGUCUACCUCGCGGGCCACUGCGGUGCCAACUACUGCAGGGACGCCAACCUCUGCUGUCCAGGGCGGGACAGCUCCUGCGUGGUGCAGAAGGCGCAUCAGAACGCGAUCAUAGACGAUAUAAGCGACAAGCCGUGCUACUGCGACCACGCGUGCCUUAAACUCGGGGACUGCUGUCCCGACUUCAGGGAGACUUGUGGUGUGACGGACUGCGUGGUGUCUGAGUGGGGACCUUGGUCGGAGUGCGACACCAACUGCGGCUCCGGCAGCAUGGAGCGGAGCCGCCGGAUAGUCCAGGCGCCCGCCCACGGAGGCAGGCACUGCCCGUCGCUGGUGCAACGCCGCGCCUGCCAGGCGCACCAGGGCUGCGCGCCCGACAGCGAUAUACCGUUGCGAGAGGAAUCUGCAAUGAUCCUGCCCGGCUCCCUGUCUGUCAGUCGCCACUCCAACGAGACAGUGGACAUCAGGAAGAACUUAAGGCUGCGAAACCCUGACGACCCCGAGUCAAAUUCGCAUAGAGAAUACUGCGUGCAAUUUGAGGUCAGCAAGGUGUCGAAGGCAUGCCAUAUCGAUUCAGAUUACAAGGCUCUCCGCGAAGGUGGCACAGUGUGCGUAAUGUGUGAGGCGGCGGCGCUACGGCGCGACCUCAAGUGGCGCUGCGGCGGCCACGGCGUGCCCGGCCACGCUACGAGGUUCUACGCGCUCGUAGCACCCCACUGCCACGGCAAAUGGAUUCGAACCCAGCACAACCUCGACAAGAAGGGCGACUGCUGCGCCAGCCCCGACUUCAUUUUCGUC